Trachymyrmex cornetzi is the source of this 1635-nucleotide messenger RNA. RefSeq lists its product as uncharacterized. The transcript has 2 exons. The coding region runs from base 1 to 1635 and encodes 544 amino acids. The record is from RefSeq and is a predicted model, not a curated record. Gene Ontology annotation, molecular function: DNA binding. Gene Ontology annotation, biological process: DNA integration; DNA recombination. NCBI's taxonomy places the organism in Eukaryota, Metazoa, Arthropoda, Insecta, Hymenoptera, Formicidae.
AUGCGUUCGUGUAAAAUACGAGAGUUCGCGAAUUUAAUAGGUACAUUAGUGGCGGCUUGCCACGGUGUAAACUAUGGCUGGGUCUAUCUGAAGACUUUAGAGAGGGAGAAGAUAUUAGCUCUGAUUUAUAACCAAAACGAUUACGAUCAAAAGAUGGAAAUAUCAGAGCAAGUACGGACCGAUUUAAACUGGUGGAAGAGGAACAUUCAGCAAUCCGUUAGUAACAUUAGAAGUCCAAAUUUUGACUGGACUAUAUACACGGACGCUUCGAUGACUGGUUGGGGGGCUGUUCUUGGUAGUAAAAAAAUUCACGGCUUUUGGAAUAAAACAGAAAGAGAACAGCAUAUAAAUUUUCUAGAAUUAAAAGCAAUCCAACUGGCUUUGAAAAAUUUUGAAAUAGAGCUAGAAAAUUCUAAUGUUCUUCUAAAGGUGGAUAACACGACCGCCAUCUCAUACAUCAAUAAGAUGGGAGGAGUAAAAUAUCAAAAAUUUAAUCACUUAGCAAAAGAAAUUUGGAAAUGGGACGAAACUAGAGAUAUUUGGUUGUUUGCAGUACAUAUUCCAUCAGAAAAGAAUGUGAUAGCAGAUAGGCUUUCAAGAAUAAAAAAUAUAGACACAGAAUGGGAGAUCGCGGAAUUUGCAUUUGAAAAAAUAGUUAAUGUUCUCGGAUAUCCGGAUAUAGAUUUGUUCGCGUCAGAAAGAAAUAAAAAAUGUACUCGAUAUUGUACUUGGGAAAACAAUCCAAAUGCAUGGGUCGAGGCGACAUCCAAUAGCUCAGAAAAUUACACUUCUGGCAGGGAUUGUGUCAGGAGAUCGUAUUUAAAAAGAAACAUUCCGAUAGAUACAAUCGAAAUUCUUCUCGCAUCAAUAUCAGAUAAUACUUGGAAGCAGUAUAACUCGGGAUUAAAAAAAAAAUGGUGGUCUUUCUGUGCAAUCCAUAAAGAGAAUCCAUACCAAAUUUCAGCAAAUAAGCUCUUAAGAUUUUUAACUAAAAUGUUUAGUGAGGGAGCGUCCUACGGGUCCUUAAAUUCCUUUCGGUCAGCAAUAUCAUUAGUUUCACAUAAUAAUAUUGGUGAAGAUCCGAUGGUAUGUAGAUUUUUGAGGGGUGUGGCAAAUUUAAAACCUAUAGGAUCGAGAUAUGCAGCCACAUGGGAUCCAAGUAUUGUUUUGGAUAAAGUAAAAACAUGGUAUCCAGUAGAGAGUUUAAAUCUGCGAGAACUAACAGAAAAAACUAUAAUUCUGUUAGCGUUAGGUACAGCCCACAGAGCUCAGACGUUUGCCUCAAUUGAUUUAGAAAAUAUCAAUCAGACAAAGGACGGAUUGGAAAUUCAAAUACUCGAUCGACUGAAAACAUCAAGGCCAGGCAGAGCACAACCAUUAUUAAUUGUACCCUUUUUCGAUCAAAAAAGAGAAUUAUGUAUAGCCCGGACACUGUUAGAAUAUGUUAAAAGGACAGGUCCCUUAAGAGGGGAUAAAAAAAGAUUGUUCGUUGCGGUUAAUAAACCACAUCGAUCAGUAUCUACACAAACAAUCAGCCGUUGGAUAAAGUCAGUGUUAGGAAAAUGCGGUAUCGAUAUAUCUCUUUUUUCAUCUACAUUUAACCAGACAUGCAUCAACGUCUGCAGCUUACGCUAG